Molecule: messenger RNA, 813 nt
Organism: Rhodamnia argentea
Lineage: Eukaryota; Viridiplantae; Streptophyta; Magnoliopsida; Myrtales; Myrtaceae
Product: delta-1-pyrroline-5-carboxylate synthase-like
Exons: 5
Coding region: 16-798 (260 amino acids)
Molecular function (GO): glutamate 5-kinase activity; ATP binding; glutamate-5-semialdehyde dehydrogenase (NADP+) activity
Source: RefSeq, a predicted model, not a curated record
UGCCACUAGGAACUCAUGGAUGGAUUUUGCUUUCAUCUGUUCUUAGAGCGGGCGUUCACUUUGUGUGACAGCUUCGCUGAUCUCCAGAAGCCACAGGUUGAACUUGAUGGGAAGGCUUGUGCAGCUGUCGGACAGAGUAGUCUUAUGGCCUUGUAUGAUACCUUAUUCAGCCAGUUGGAUGUUACAUCAGCUCAGCUUCUUGUGACAGAUCAUGACUUUAAGAGUAUAGACUUCAGGAUGCAACUCAAUGAGACUGUGCAAUCGUUGUUGUCUCUCACAGUUGUUCCCAUCUUUAAUGAGAAUGAUGCAGUCAGUACGGGGAAAGCUCCAUAUGAGGAUUCGUCUGGCAUAUUCUGGGAUAAUGACAGCUUGGCAGCACUGCUUGCUUUGGAGCUCAAAGCUGAUCUUCUUAUAUUACUCAGUGAUGUUGAGGGUCUUUAUAGUGGCCCGCCUAGUGAUCCGAAGUCCCGAUUAAUUCGCACAUACAUCAAGGAACGGCAUCAUGGUGAAAUCACCUUUGGAGAUAAAUCUCGUGUAGGGAGAGGUGGUAUGACUGCGAAAGUUAAUGCUGCUGUUAAUGCAGCACAGGCUGGAAUCCCUGUGGUCAUUACCAGUGGGUAUGCUCCUGAAAAUAUCCUUAAGGUUCUUCAAGGAGAGGAUAUUGGUACUUUCUUUCAUGAGGAUGCACAUUUGCGGGUACAAAGCCAAGACGUCAGUGCAAGGGAAAUGGCUGUUGCAGCCAGAGAAAGUUCACGGAACCUUCAGGUGGAAUUCUUAGCUUUGUGGUUUAGAUUGUGAUUGUUUUGCUUAAUA